Molecule: messenger RNA, 3030 nt
Organism: Oikopleura dioica
Lineage: Eukaryota; Metazoa; Chordata; Appendicularia; Copelata; Oikopleuridae
Source: the annotation of a GenBank genome assembly
AUGGGACUUUUAACCCUCUAUUUUGACAUAACGGAAGAACUGUACGAUGAUCUCAAUGCAGAGAAUAUUGGCGUGACGCUGGGAAAGGAGAGAUUUGAGAAUUGCAAAUUUGGAUACCGCGAUUUUAUUUUGUCGACAAGUGUUGAUCUCAAAAAUGAAGAUUUUAACACGAUUAAAAUUGACAGAGAAAAUGCAGUUGAAAGAAGAUCCCAAAUUGAAGUCGCUGCCAUUUUUGUUGCAAAGAAAAACCAGCACUGGCGAAAAUUCGUGCCAAAGGAAGAAAACGGCGUCCCCUUUUAUUCCGAAGUGCAUACUUACGAGCUCGAAUUCGUCACUGCUUCGUCUCAAAACCCUUCUCGUGCAAAAGCUCUAGCCAUGGCGCUGUACAACUCGUCCGGAGAACCCUCCAAUCUUAUCCAUCUUGGCCGAGACGUCGAGCUCAGGGAUUUAUUCGUCGAUGAUUUGGAGUCUUCCGACUGGCUACUCGAUCAUAUCAUUGUUCAUAAAAUUUCUUUGAAUAACUUUGAUCAGCGAAAAACCUACCACAAAACUUUCCAAUACCAGCCUAGAUAUGUGAGGAGCAAAAAAGGACAACAGGUAAUCACAAUCUACGAAGAUGUCAUUUCUUCCACCUCCUCGUCAAAAAGCACCACUCCCGAUUUCGACCGCUUGCCACCAAAUGUCGACUCGAAAAAGAAGAAAAAGACGAACCAGCCGAUUCGACAUGAUAGUUUCAACAGCUUCUCUACUCUCAAUACAGAAAGAGACUACACCUUCGUCGACCUUGCUAAAAUUCGCUCUGGAAAGGUCCAGGAGUAUCCAAUUUCUACUGACGAUGUUUCGAUUAUUCAUCUCGAUCCAGAUUACGUUUCUGAAGCUGGCGAUCCUCCUUCGUGUACGACUUCUGUUUGCUCUGAGCCUCAAGUUCUCCCUCUAAGAAGUCCGGAAAGAAAUGUCAAGACAAACUUUUCUACUGUCGUUCUUCCGACUAAUUUUGGCAGAAGUGGCUGCCAAGUUGCCUAUCAACUGACUCUCAGAACUGGAAACAACAACAAGGAAGUCUACCUCAACCGACUCUAUUUCCGAGUCCUCGGCGAGGAAGGCUGCACCAGACGAAUUCUCAUCCCCUUGUCGACUUCAACCUGUUUUGGUAAAAAUUCCACCGCGAACUUGAGCUUCCACGGCAAAGAUGUCGGCAAUAUCACCGGCUGCGAGCUCUGGACAAGAACAAAAGAUCCCUAUUCCAAGCUAGACUUUGAGCUCCUACGGGUUCAGCGACAAUCGAAUGCUGCGAACAGAUUUGAGGUCAGAAAUGCGAGCUACAGUAGGGACAGACUGCAUCGAGGAGUGAUGGAAGGAGAGUAUGAUCACUCAGAUAUGAGGUCAGAAUAUUCCUUGGCUUGGAGCGGCGCGAAUAUCCAGCGAUCAGGAACAAGAUGGCGACAAGUGCCCUCCUUUUCCUCUUCAUCUGAGUCAGAAGCUCCAAAGAUUUCUACAAUUGCCGAGAGCAUCUCUUCCGAAUCAACAGUGUCCUUCAACUUCCAAGAAAACAACGUCGUCAAAGCAGCACCAAUAGUUCCCAAACCGAAGAGUGAAACUCCCACCAUCGUCGAAUCUGAAACAUCGUUUUCUGAUCAGGGCACCAAACCGGCAAUCAGUUUUCAUCAAGAGAGCUCGAAAGCGACCAAGUUUAAUUGGAGAGGAUUGAAGGUCGAAAGACAAAGGCGAGAUGGCUUUGAUAAGAUCCCCAUCCUAAUUAUCGUCCAAAACUACAAGGAAAUCAAGCAAAACAUCGAGCUUUACAUGGUCGAUUAUCAGCAAAAUAAAUCGAAGACCUACCAAGUGCCUGUAUCAAAAAGCGCUUGCUACAGACUCAAGGCUCAAGAAAAACGCUUCGAUCGAGUGAAACUGGCCUGCUGCCAGCCUCAAAUGGCCGAGUACAUUCCAUGCAUGCAGAUUGAUGAUCAGCUGUUUAUUCGACGCUUCAAAUCAAAUAGCUCGCUUUCGAUGCCAGCUCUUUACUCCCCGGGAACGAUUUACAGAGUCCAAGCUGCAAAUACUGACUCAAUGAAUAAAAUUUCAAAAGAUGGGGCGCUAGAAACUGAUCAUGGAGCGCUCAAAUACUGGAAGAAUGAUCCUGUCUCUCGAAGAGCGUAUUUUUUCGGACCGGCGGAGCUGCAAGAAAAGGACAAAAUUUAUUUGAAAUCGGAAUUUGAUGAUGUUAUCAGCAUGCGAUCGUACAGAACAUGCAGCAAUGUCGAUUCUAGUGGCAAAAUGCAGUGGAGCGAAGACCACGAAAUCAUGCGAGUGGCGGGAACAAAUGACACUUAUCAGCGAAAAAUCAUGGCGCGGUACAAGAUUGCUAUCGCUUUCAAUGAUAGCGAUCCAAACAGAAAAGCGCUGCUGAAAUUCACCGGGACCAACUACGCCUUCAAAUACGAUCUGUCCAAGCAUCACAAGGAAAAUUGCCUCAUCGAAAUGGAGCAUUUCAACAUCGGCUUCAUCCACAAGGUCGACAUUCAAACUUUCAGCGGGGGAGUUCGAGAAGAAAAACCAGCAAAUCUGAUUGAUUACGUGUUUAUCCAGUGCAAUGAUCAGCCGGGGCAGUUUUUGACCUGCCCGUCUGAUAACUUUGAGACGCUCAUGCCUGGGUACUUGUUCAAAGUCGACUUGGAGGCGGAAAAGGAUUACAAAGGAAAGAUGCUGAAUCUUCGACUCGUCGGGCAAGAUGGAACAGACAGAUUCUUUUCUUAUCCUGGCGAUGCAUUUUCGAAAGGAGAAACGAACCUCAUCUUCGGCGGCCCGUCGCAGUUCCGAGAACUGAUUCUAACAGGAGAACAAGGGCAAAAGUUCCCGGAAUGCUUCGAAGAAAUAACCAUCAGCCAAGCAAAAACCAUCACAUACGAGUCCGAUGAGGGACAUGAGCCGGAUUACAAAGUCGUUGAAGUCUUCAAUGACCUCUUCAACAUGAAAAAAGGAUAUGCUGAUAAAACGAAGACCUUUUUGAACCUUUCUGGCAUUCAAGUUUGA